This is a messenger RNA of Camellia sinensis, 963 nucleotides long. NCBI's taxonomy places the organism in Eukaryota, Viridiplantae, Streptophyta, Magnoliopsida, Ericales, Theaceae. The record is from RefSeq and is a predicted model, not a curated record.
AUGGAUUUUGUUUUUGGUCUCCCUAGGACUCAGAGAAGUAACGAUGCAGUGUGGGUGAUUGUUGACAGACUUACUAAGUCGGCUCAUUUCCUCGCCAUUAGUAUAGGGGACUCCAUAGAAUUUUUAGCUGAACUUUAUGUUCGUGAGAUUGUCCACCUCCAUGGAGUACCAGUUAGUAUAGUAUCUGAUAGGGACCCUCGUUUUACAGCCAAGUUGUGGCAGAGUCUUCAAAGUGCCUUGGGUACUCAACUAAACUUUAGUACAGCAUACAACCUGCAGACCGACGAGCAAUCCGAACGUGUUAUCCAGAUUCUAGAAGAUAUGUUGAGGGCUUGCGCAUUAGAUUUUAAAAGGUCACGGGAGAAGCAUUUACCCCUAGUUGAAUUUGGGUAUAAUAACAGCUUCCAAGCAAGUAUUGGAAUGGCACCCUUCAAGGCAUUGUACGGGCGUCUGUGUAGAUCACCGGUAUGUUGGAUUGAGGUGGGAGAUUCACCUUUGUUAGGCCCAGAUCUAGUCCAUGAAACCACCGAGAAAAUAGCCCUCAUUCAGAAAAGGGUUUCCACACUAGUCCCACCUCAGCUAGCAGGGCUGGUCCCACCUCAGACUUCUAAACCACCGGCCAACCCGGUGGACACACCGUUCGAAUUUGAGGUCGAUCCAACCGCUCUGAAAGAGAGCAAGCACGACAAGCUGUUUAAGCGAGCUCAGGGAGUCAACUCGAUCCCAGGCAUAGAGGACGACUACACAGAUUCAGCGGUGACAUUGCUGGAUAGAUUCAAAAUGCCUUACAUAGAUCGUUUCGACGGCUCGGGUGAUCCUAUGGUCCAUUUGAGGCUGUUUUCAGAUAUUCUGCGCCCGAUGGGUUUGAUUAGAAUGCAGAAGCUAUCCCUCUUUGGUUGGAGCCUGUCGAGUAUUGCGGCCAUCUGGUUGAUGGAGAGAUUUAUCAUCCUGUUGAACCUUUAA